AUGGCUUGUUCUGAGGAGCAAGGAGGUGUCCCCUGUGGCUUCAUCCGCCAGAAUUCUGGUAACUCCACGUCUUUGGACUUUGAGCCAGAUGCAGAGUACCAGUUUGUGGAGCAGCUGGAAGAGCGCUACAGAUGUGCCUUCUGCCGCUCAGUGCUUCACAACCCCCACCAGACGGGCUGUGGGCACCGCUUCUGCCAGCACUGCAUCCUGUCCCUGAGAGAAUUAAACGCAGUCCCACUCUGCCCUGUAGAUAAGGAGGUGAUCAAAUCUCAGGAGGUGUUUAAAGACAAUUGCUGCAGAAGAGAAGUCCUCAAUUUAUAUGUAUUUUGCAAAAAUGCUCCUGGAUGUAAUGCCAAGGUUAUUCUGGGACGAUACCAGGACCACCUUCAGCACUGCUUAUUCCAAGCUGUGCAGUGCUCUAAUGAGAGCUGUCGGGAGCCAGUCCUUCGCAAAGAUCUGAAAGAGCAUUUGAGCGCAGACUGUCCGUUUCGAGAGGAAAAAUGCCUUUAUUGCAAAAAGGAUGUGGCAGUCAUCAAUCUACAGAAUCAUGAGGAAAACUUGUGUCCUGAGUACCCAGUAUCUUGUCCCAACAAGUGUUUGCAGAUUAUUCCAAGAACUGAGGUGGAUGAACACCUUGCUGUGUGUCCUGAAGCUGAACAAGACUGUCCUUUCAAGCACUAUGGCUGUACUGUAAAGGAUAAACGAGGAAACCUGCAGGAGCAUGAGCAUUCAGCCUUACGGGACCACAUGCUUCUGGUUUUAGAAAAGAACUUCCAGUUAGAAGAACAGAUUUCUGACUUAUAUAAGAGCCUAGAACAAAAAGAAAGUAAAAUCCAGCAGCUAGCAGAAACCGUAAAGAAAUUCGAAAAGGAGUUCAAGCAGUUUGCACAGUUGUUUGGCAAAAAUGGAACUUUCCUCUCAAAUAUACAGGUUCUUGCCAGUCACAUUGACAAGUCUGCUUGGCUAGAAGUUCAGGUGCGUCAGUUAUUACAAAUGGCUAACCAGCAACAAAGUAAAUUUGAUCUGAGGCCUUUGGUGGAAGCGAUUGAUACAGUGAAACAGAAAAUCACCCUGCUAGAAACCCAUGAUCAAAGAUUAGUUGUUUUGGAAGGGGAGACUAACAAACAUGAUGCCCACAUUAAUAUUCAUAAAGCACAGCUGAAUAAAAACGAAGAGCGAUUUAAGCUGCUAGAAAGUGCCUGCUAUAACGGAAAGCUCAUCUGGAAGGUCACAGACUACAAGCUGAAGAAGAAGGAGGCGCUGGACGGACACACAGUAUCCAUCUUUAGCCAGCCCUUCUACACCAGCCGGUGUGGCUACAGGCUCUGCGCUAGAGCGUACCUGAAUGGGGACGGGUCCGGGAAGGGGACGCAUCUGUCGUUGUACUUUGUGGUGAUGCGAGGGGAGUUUGACUCACUGUUGCAGUGGCCAUUCAGGCAGAGGGUGACCCUGAUGCUUUUGGACCAAAGUGGCAAAAGGAACCACAUUAUGGAGACCUUCAAGGCUGACCCCAAUAGCAGCAGCUUUAAAAGACCCGAUGGGGAGAUGAACAUUGCCUCUGGCUGUCCACGCUUCGUGGCUCAUUCCACUUUGGAGAAUGCCAAGAACACCUACAUUAAAGAUGACACCCUGUUCUUGAAAGUGGCUGUGGAUCUAACUGACCUGGAGGAUCUCUAAUCACUGCUUCUGGGGUGAUAAAAGGACUCCUUGAAUCCAGAACCUUUGGUUAAUGUAGUGACUGAAUGUAGGCUCGACACACACUUGUAUUUGGCUCUUUGCCCUUAAUGUUUGAAGUCAUUUUGAGAUUUCUCAAGUGCUGUCUUCUUUUUACAUUUUAUUCUGUCCCAGUUUGAAACUGACAAUACUUAGAAUAUCUUCUCAUUAUUUAUAUUUUUAUAUCUCUUGAAAGAUGCUAAUUUUCUUAAAGGUAAGGUCUGGGGCAUACCUCUUUUACUGGUGCUUAGUGUGGGGUCUCAGGGUGGGCCCUCUAUAAUAUUAAAUGUCAUUGAGGACACAGAAGUAGAAUUUCCAGUUGAAAAUGCUUUGGGUUUUUUUUUUUUUUUUUUUUUUGGUACGCGGACCUCUCACUGUUGUGGCCUCUCCCGUUGCGGAGCACAGGCUCCGGACGCGCAGGCUCAGCGGCCGUGGCUCACGGGCCCAGCCGCUCUGCGGCAUGUGGGAUCUUCCCGGACCAGGGCACGAACCUGUGUCCCCUGCAUCGGCAGGCAGACUCUCAACCACUGCGCCACCAGGGAAGCCCCAUGCUUUGGUAUUUUAUAUUUGACCUUUUGAUUCUAGACCUGACCGUAAGCCUGCAAAAACUAUCUUUUAGGAUAGGCUAUUCCAGUUAGGUAGAUGGGUAAUGUACUUCAAUCUGCCCAGUUUGGACCAGACUUUUUCUGGUUAUAUACUGUAUUUGUGGAAAUUACUACACCUUUAAUAUUUUCAUGAAGUUUACCAGGAGUCAGCAAGCACAGUUUUGCAAGGAUGCAUAAGAAGUGGUGAAUAGAGUAAGCAUUUUCAUUCCCCCUGUUGAAGUAAAGCAGAAAGCACGGCAUAGUUUAUACAUAAGGAGGUACAGCCAUCCAGCUAAAGUUCAGAUUUUAUUAGGUUCAAGCACAUGAAAAAAACAUUUUCAAACAAAAUGAUCAAAUGUUAUGAGUUUCGUAAGAUUCAACUUAAUAAAUAUAUGUACAUGUAUACAAAUAGUUUAAAGGUAUUUGGUAAGAAUAGUAAAUUAAUAUGAGGAUGGGCAGAAUUUAGUAUAUGAUGGAGAAGAAAAUGUCAAAAAUGGAUAAGAGGAAUUUAAAACGAGAACACCAUUACAAUUUCCUAUGGGUGUUCGUAUUCCCAUCCGAAAUUGAUGGCUAAAAGCAGUAUCUCCUAUUCUUUUUGAGAGGAAUUUUGAAUCCAUAAAUUGAUAUGAAAAUGGGCACUUAUGUAAACUUGUGAUGUUUCUUGUCGAAGUCCUGAGUACUUUGUGAAGAACAGAAAUGAUCGUGUUCUUCUACAUCUAUCUGUAUGGGUCUGGGAGUGUAAAUACAAGUCUACCUGAGUCCUUCUGACUCUUGAUAAGCCUGAGCUUAACAAGAAACUACCCAGUUUUCCUGAGCCCUAACUCUUGUUAUGCCACCGAGCAUGGCCGACACUCAGCUGGCUCCCUUGAGCGUGCAAGGGCAAGCUGCUCACUCGGGUGAUGACCACACACCUUAAAACUCUUGAUCAGUUGACCUCACAGAAGCAUAUGAUUUACACCAGUGGCUUCUGGAAUAAAUGGAACUUUCUUCAUCUCUCCUGUGAAAUUUCCAAGAUACCAAAGACUCAUACUGCACAAAUCUUCCCAAAGGGUUAAAUUCAAAGACCUAGGUUCACAAUAGAAAUCUGCUAAAGAACUACCCUGAGUCUGCUGGUGAACUGGGGUACAGCUGACGGUCAGCACAUUCCCUCAGACAAACUCAGGAAGUGUUUCUCUAGACCCCAGAGCUGGACGCAGGUGGCGCUGUGUGCUUGUUUUCAAUGUUUCUCAUCAAGUCCAAAGUCAUCCUUGUGUUCCUGAGGAACAGAUCACACUGUUGUAACUAGUUUUAAGUCUUUGAUGUGAAAAACAUUUUAAAAAGCAAAUUUAUCAAAAUACUGAUUUUGUGCUUUAACCAACUUCUCUACAUAAAAAAUGUAAGUCAUGGCAUGGUUUGCCUUAUGAGUUCAGAGUCCCUUCAUCAUUGAAACAGUGAACACAAAACAAGGUAUUCUGAAAUAAAAAGCACUUCUUUCUCACAAAAUAAGAGUUGUGAAUUUUGUUUUAAGGAAGUCGAGCCAUGGAAACUUAUUUUUCCUUUUUAAUGAUCUGAACGGUUAUUUUUAUUCUGUAUCUG
Molecule: messenger RNA, 3872 nt
Organism: Globicephala melas (long-finned pilot whale)
Lineage: Eukaryota; Metazoa; Chordata; Mammalia; Artiodactyla; Delphinidae
Gene: TRAF5
Product: TNF receptor associated factor 5
Biological process (GO): tumor necrosis factor-mediated signaling pathway; protein K63-linked ubiquitination; positive regulation of canonical NF-kappaB signal transduction
Molecular function (GO): tumor necrosis factor receptor binding; zinc ion binding; thioesterase binding
Source: RefSeq, a predicted model, not a curated record